Marchantia polymorpha subsp. ruderalis is the source of this 1302-nucleotide messenger RNA. The record is from the annotation of a GenBank genome assembly. NCBI's taxonomy places the organism in Eukaryota, Viridiplantae, Streptophyta, Marchantiopsida, Marchantiales, Marchantiaceae.
GGUUGCAGUCCUGGACACACGUCCAAAAUUCGGAGCACAAUGGAAUCGUGGGUGCAUGUUUCGACCGGCAAACUGACAAAAGUCGCCGGCAACCUGCAUCGCUUCCGUUGCGUGGAAACGAAGUACACUCGUGACUGAAUCGAUAAUGCUCUAGUAGACGAAGGGCUCGUGAGUGUGCUCCAAGGAAAGUGCGUGGCAACAGCACGAGGGUAUAAACAGGAAGGAGGGAGGCGUCACAACAACCAGCGUCGGAGAAAUGGCGGUGAGCAUGACCAGCAUGAACUUGGUGACUCUGAUCCUCGGUGCAGUUUUGCUUGCGGCAGGCGCAGCAAGCGCUGUCGGAAGUGACUUCCGCCCCUGCGAUUCGAAGAAUUAUCCGGUCACUAUCAAGGAUGUCGUGAUUGAUCCUGAGCCCGUCGUGAGCGGAGAUCUUGUUACCUUCACCAUUCCUGCAUACGCAAGUGAGGAGCUUAAAGGAGGAACGGUGGUAGUGACUGUAUCUCUUUACGGUUUUAAGGUGCAUACAGAGAGAGAUGAUCUCUGUGGGAAGACAGAAUGCCCUAUUAAGGGAGACUUCUCUUUAAGUAGUUCUCAAGCGCUACCAGUAUUCACCCCGCCGGGUCAGUACAAGCUCAAAUUCCAAGUGUUGGACUUAAAUGGUAAAGAACAGGCCUGUGCAUCUGUCGGCUUUGCCAUCGUGUGGAAGUCGUCUCGUGAUGCAACUGUGGCGGAUAUGAUCGAGGAGCAUCCUUCGGUUGCGUCUGCUUAGGUCGGCAUCCUGUUAGAUUCUCAAAAUAUAUAUUUAUGCCACAUUUUUACGAGAAAUCUACGGAUAUGUACAAAACAGUUGGGCACACUAAGGAUUGUAAACCGUCAUAUGUUCAUUCGUAGUACAUAAAGCCAUCAGUCAGCCUUGUGCAAUUUGUAGUCACUAGCGCAGAGAGAGAGUUUUUAGUCUCGAUGUCAUUUUCAUUGUGCAUCUUUUCUCUCAGUUACAGUACGCCAACGAUUUGGCUGGAAAUUAACCCUGUAUCUUGAGUAGGUAUUUUGAGAAGUCAGUUAAUCAUCUGGGCCAUCGCUUUUCUAUAUUGAUACAUAAUGAUGAUAUUUUCUCAAAUCAAUGAUGUACCUACUGGACUUAUAGCUUGCUUCUAUACGUAAAUGAUCAGCUUCUUGAAGACGGUUGCACGGAUUGCUUGAUCUGUACACCGUUAUGAUAUUACUCUCGGGCCUUGAUAAGUUUACUUCCGUCUUGUGCAAAUACUUUGACAAGGUGCAUGGAUACGGUAUUCUUCCGAAAAG